Molecule: messenger RNA, 310 nt
Organism: Notothenia coriiceps (black rockcod)
Lineage: Eukaryota; Metazoa; Chordata; Actinopteri; Perciformes; Nototheniidae
Product: WD repeat-containing protein 59-like
Exons: 2
Coding region: 43-288 (81 amino acids)
Source: RefSeq, a predicted model, not a curated record
CUGUCAGCGCUGUCGGCCUAUCACAGCGGAGUGUUGACUCCCAUGAAGAUGCGUUCAGAGUCUCAGAGCACGCUGCGGUUAUACAGCGGCAGCCCCACGCGCUCCGACAAAGACACGGUGUCCAUCUCCUCCUUCUACUACAAAGAGCGGAAAUCCCGUCGUUUUAAGACAAAGAGAGAGGGGAUGGAUUACGGUCAGCGUCCCAUCAAGCUGGCGGGGAAAGUGAUCAUCCAGGAGAUCUCGUUCCUGCUGCCCGUCCACAAAGCCCUGGGAGAGAGCUACAUGUGAGACACGCUCCCCACAACACGAU